This is a messenger RNA of Rubroshorea leprosula, 2004 nucleotides long. The record is from the annotation of a GenBank genome assembly. NCBI's taxonomy places the organism in Eukaryota, Viridiplantae, Streptophyta, Magnoliopsida, Malvales, Dipterocarpaceae.
AACAAUGAUCUUGUGUUUCUUAGGUGAGGAAUUCGACCAAGAGGUAUGACAUUCGUUAACUCUUCUUUUUUUUUUUUUAAUAGGUAAUUGAUUAUUUUACACAUGGAUUCUUUGGAGAAAAAGAACGGUAAGGGAAAAAGGGUGAAUUUAGAGUUAGAAUGUCCACCAUUAUCCAAGAAGAACAAGUCACACAAGGAUGGAUUCUCUGUGCAGACCAAAAGACCUUGUGUAAAAGACUUGGUUGCUGCUUGGAAUAGUCUGAGUAAUCUUGAAAAAGUGAGGUUUGACAAGAAAUUUGGUAGAAUUGCUGAUGUGUUGCAAGUAGAGCCGGAUUGGGAAAUCAUUAGGGCAAGCCUAAGAUUUUAUGUCCUGCAUCUUCGUUGCUUUGUUUUUCCUGAGUUUGAGUUGGCACCUACCAUUGAAGAAUAUUUUCAGUUAUUAUUCAGUCGCCCAGAAAUGAGUUCAGAAGUUUAUGUCCCAGACCCUGUUAACUUUCAAUUAAAUAAGUUGCAAUUUCAGUCCAUACUACAAAGGAUUUUGAGCUUUCCUUUAGAGUUCACAGAAGGUUGCAUUAUGAAGAAAAAUGAAGUUUGGGGAGUUAAUUGGAACAUGAUGUAUCCCAAAUUAAAGCUUGAUCUAAGUUCACUUUCUGAGGAGGACCGGUUAAAUUUUGUUGCCUUGGGGAGAUAUGGAAUGGUUAUUUUGCCCACUAAUAUGGACAGUAUUAGUUCAUCGGUUGUAACCAUGUUCGAGCAGUUGAUCAAGAAUCCAAAUCUUAAUGUUGCUCCGGUUUUAAUUGCUGAAACUCUACGUGAUGCUGACUAUAUUCGAGCUCAUGGCAAGGGUAGAUUCACAUGUUCUGCUGGUUUGUUUACAAUAUGGAUACAUGCACAUUUGUCAAAGGUAAAUGUCUCCACAAUUAGGGAGUUUGGGAUUUUGCAAAAAAAGAAUCAAUUGGAAAAGAAAAUGGCUGACCAAUGGCAUCAACAAUUCUUGAACUUGAGAUCCGAAGACAUAGUCUGGUGUGUGACAUGGUUGAAGUCUACUGAUUACUUUUAUCCUCCACGUGGCCAUAACUGGAUCCCGUUAUUGGGCGUUCAAGGAGCUAUUAGCUAUAGUUCAGCAUUAGUGAUGAGGCAAUUUCAUGAUAGGCAAAGUAAACCAUUGCUAGAUGGUAUCACUUCAUAUGGGUUUGAUUAUUCUCUUGAUACUCAAGUAAUUAAUCAAAUUGGCUUUGCCAAGGAAGUAUGGUCACAAUGUGAAGUUCGUUUCUCAAGGAACAAGAUUUCAAUCACUUCUGAGUUUGAAGAAUGGAGGAAAGUUUGGCUUCAAGACAUAGUUAUCCCUUAUGACAUUCCUAUCAUUAAAGAAGCUAUCAUUGUGGAUUUGAAGAAAAGAAUAGCGAAGCUAGAAGGUGAAAAGCAAAAAUUGAUUAAGGAAAAGAAUUCUAUAACUUUUGAAAAAGAGGAGGCAGAGAAAGAUAUCGUCAAGCAGGCUCAAACUCUUAAAAAAUUAAGAAGAAUCAUCCAGAAGGAAGAAAGGCAGAAUGAUCAUUUAAUGAGUGAUAAAAACAAGUUGGAGGAUGAGCUCAAUCAAGAAGCUCAAAAUAAUGAAGAAUUGAUGAAGGAAAAAGUGGCGUUAAUGCAAACACGACAAUUUUAUCAAAGUGAGAAGAUAGGAGGAUUGGAAGCAGAGGUAGGAAGCUUAAAUGGACAGUUGGGUGAGGCAUUAGCUACAAUUGAUCAAUUAAAGAGAGAAGGAGGAAAGGUGCUCUAUUUGGUCAAUGGAAUUUACUCUGAGGCAAUGAAGGUUGAGCAUACUAUUCCACCAAAUCAGCAUGAUGCGGCUUCAAAUUUUGUGGAAGGGCUUUCAAGGAGGAUAAGGGAUUAUUGUGGACAUGAACUUGAAACAAUAGAGUAUUGGAAAAACAAAGGAAAGUGAAAGUUUAUGAUUGUUAUCCGCUAGUUGUUAUAUUCAAUAAAAGAAUAAAGUUUGAAGUCAAAU